GAGACAGAAGUCAGAUGCAUUCAGAGGCGUGAAAAAGUGUUGCAGAGAGAAGCUGCGCUUGCUUUCAUGGUCUGCCGUUUGGCAGGGCAGUAAGAUGUCCGUGGACAUGAACAGCCAGGGCUCUGACAGCAAUGAAGAGGAUUAUGACCCUAACUGUGAGGAGGAGGAAGAGGAGGAGGAUCCUGGGGAUAUGGAGGAUUAUUAUAUUGGGGUAGCUAAUGACGUGGAGCAGCAGGGAGCUGAUGCCUUUGAUCCAGAAGAAUAUCAGUUUACCUGCCUAACUUACAAGGAGUCGGAGAGCACCUUGAAUGAGCACGUGGCCAGCUUGGCCUCCACAUUAAAGGUGUCUCCCGCAGUUGCUAAGCUUCUAUUAGUUAAUUUCCACUGGCAAGUCUCGGAGAUUUUGGAAAGGCACAAGUCCAAUUCUGCCCAGUUGCUAGUGGAAGCAGGAGUUCAGCUCACCUCAUCCAAACAUACAAUGGUACAUUCCUCCCAUCACUGCGCAGUGUGUAUGCAGUUUGUCCGAAAGGAGAAUUUGCUCUCGCUGGCUUGUCAGCACCAGUUUUGCCGGAGCUGCUGGGAGCAGCAUUGUACAGUACUCGUCAAGGAUGGCGUCGGAGUCGGAGUCUCCUGCAUGGCUCAGGACUGUCCCCUGCGGACCCCCGAAGACUUUGUGUUUCCACUGCUGCCUAGUGAGGAGCUGAAGGACAAAUAUCGGCGCUACCUCUUCAGGGACUACGUGGAGAGCCACUACCAGCUGCAGCUGUGUCCCGGUGCAGACUGCCCCAUGGUCAUCCAGGUACAGGAGCCCCGAGCUCGGCGUGUUCAGUGCAAUCGAUGCAACGAAGUUUUCUGUUUCAAGUGUCGGCAGAUGUACCACGCACCUACAGACUGCGCCACCAUCCGCAAAUGGCUCACCAAGUGUGCAGACGACUCUGAAACAGCCAACUACAUCAGUGCUCACACUAAAGAUUGUCCCAAGUGCAAUAUCUGCAUUGAAAAGAAUGGAGGCUGCAAUCACAUGCAAUGCUCCAAAUGCAAGCACGACUUCUGCUGGAUGUGUCUGGGGGACUGGAAGACCCACGGCAGCGAGUACUACGAAUGCAGUCGGUACAAAGAGAAUCCUGAUAUUGUAAACCAGAGUCAGCAAGCACAGGCCAGGGAGGCCCUUAAGAAGUACUUGUUCUAUUUUGAGCGGUGGGAGAACCACAAUAAAAGCUUGCAGUUAGAGGCACAGACGUACCAGCGAAUUCAGGAGAAGAUCCAGGAAAGGGUGAUGAACAACCUGGGAACAUGGAUAGACUGGCAGUACCUGCAGAACGCUGCAAAGCUGCUCGCAAAGUGUCGUUACACCCUGCAGUACACCUAUCCGUACGCCUACUACAUGGAGUCUGGCCCCAGGAAGAAGUUGUUUGAAUACCAGCAGGCUCAGUUGGAGGCUGAAAUUGAAAACCUCUCAUGGAAGGUGGAGCGAGCAGACAGCUAUGACAGAGGGGACUUAGAGAAUCAGAUGCAUAUAGCGGAACAGAGGAGGCGGACCUUGCUUAAAGACUUCCAUGACACAUAAAGUGGAAGGAGGUGGUGCAGUGCAGGGGUGAGAGCAGCAAGCAAGGUGACGGUGGCUGCAUCGUGAGAGAUGAGCACUGCCUGUGGGAGAAGCUGGCCCAGGACAAAACCAUCCGCUCCCCUUGCAAACCAGAGACGUGCAAACGCCCCAUCUUAGUCCCUUUCUGUUCCUUAUCUUUCUGCUUUUAUUUCUGCUGGGCUGGAGGGGGAGUGAAGACUGACAUCUUCCUCCUACCCCAGAUGGCUUUUGAGGGAGGUUUUCUGAAUGGCUGUUAAUAGUAUUAGAUCAUUACAAGGUAUGUAAUUUCCAACAGUUGUACAAUUAUACAGACAGACCCUAGAAUAACACACAACCCUUUUUAAAAACAAAUUGGCAGUGGAGUGUUUUUCCUUAAUAAUCUGCUUGUAAAUGUAAUGGGCUUCUGCCCCAAAAUCCUCUUAUGCACUGAGGGUUAUGAAAUAACCCAGCUAGAUUUCCCUUGCCUCUAACAUGCGCUUUGUAGCACUGGCCAGGGGCUGGAACUCAGGGGCGCUGCUGCUGUGUUUGAGCCUUACAGUAUCAGUGGUGGCAUCUCCUCUUUCAGCAGUAGUGUGCUGCAUGAACCAAAGCAAAUGGAGGUGGGAGAGGACAGAUCAGGUGAUGUCGGAGAAAUGCCUCGAGAUCAUUCAGUCUUUGCAGUUGGUGAAUUUAAGGUCUUCCAUGUGGAUUUUUGCUUCAGUUGGUUUUUAGGGGUUUCCUAUGCUGCCAAAAUGGCAGUGUCUGGGGAGACGGUAGAACAGUUGUUCUAACCGUGUUAAAUAGGCUUGAUCUUAAGUGGAGUGAAAUAAGCCAUGUUACUUUCCUGUGUGCAUCUUCGUAAUGAUCAGUCAUACCUGGUGUGUAACAUGAUCAAACUGCUUUGGUCCCAUUUACCCAGGCAAGACCACACCCCAUUGCAAGUCAAGGGGGGACCAGAAAUGCUUCAUGUGAUCCCUGACACAUCUUGGCAGUGUAGAGGGCACUCUAAAAGAAGUGUGAAAGCUGACCUUGUACUGCUCUUAGCCUGCAUCAAGCCAGACUGAAAACUGACUGGUAGAGUUCACUUGCCUCUGUUAGUGUACAAGCUGCUGGAGGGUUAUUAUUACAAGUCUGAUUAUCCGGAACUCUCAGAGCUUUUGUACGAGCGUGUUUAAUGUAAAAUAAACAGUUUUUUUUAGAA
Molecule: messenger RNA, 2765 nt
Organism: Pelodiscus sinensis (Chinese soft-shelled turtle)
Lineage: Eukaryota; Metazoa; Chordata; Testudines; Trionychidae
Source: RefSeq, a predicted model, not a curated record